Molecule: messenger RNA, 519 nt
Organism: Rotaria sp. Silwood2
Lineage: Eukaryota; Metazoa; Rotifera; Eurotatoria; Philodinida; Philodinidae
Source: the annotation of a GenBank genome assembly
AUGCAUUUACCACCUAAAGAUUCACAAACAUUCAAAAAAAUUAACACACUCUGUCGCACCAUAUUCUCCAACAAUCAUUGUAUUUACGCAUGGGGCGACAUAAAACAAGAACUUGCCAAAUUUUAUAAAUAUAAUUUAUUUAAUAAAAAUGAUAUUGAUCAAAUUAAACCAAAAAAUAUACAAGACGAGUUCAAAGAGUGGUUUCAUGAAAAUUAUCCAUCAUCACCCUACGUACAAAUUAAAGCCAAUGAAACUUAUUCAUUACAAAUGGCUAUUUAUUUAACAUUUAAUCAAUGGUUGGACAAGAGGAUGACUCUUGCCAAUUGGGGAUGUGGAAUUGAUUUAACAUUACAUACAAUUUCAAUUCCAAGACAAUUUAUUAAUAUAAAAAAAAUAAUUAUUGAAGAUGAACAAGAAUAUCGAAGAUUAAUGACAAUCUAUGCUUUGAAUGAUUGUCUAGCUGUAACACAACUUGCACAACAAACAAACUCAAAAAAAAUCAUCAACAAUCACAGCUAA